Molecule: messenger RNA, 638 nt
Organism: Acanthoscelides obtectus
Lineage: Eukaryota; Metazoa; Arthropoda; Insecta; Coleoptera; Chrysomelidae
Source: the annotation of a GenBank genome assembly
GGAUCGUUGGCGUUUGAUAAAAAUCAAGACACCUAUUAACAAGACACAAGUCAAAUCAAAAUUUGAAAUUCAUUUUCGGCUAUUCUUCAAAAUUUUCUGUAGUUUUUCAUAAUGGGUAAGGAUCAGAAAUGCCGUCCUCGGUGUUGUAUGCCCUGCCCGAUUCCUUUCUGUCCACCUAAAAGGAAGGAGGAAAAACCACCCAUUAUUUACCCCAUCGACUAUGUGCCCUACUGCUUGCCUGACAUGCCAUUCCAGACCUUCUACCAACAGGUGAACACCAUACCGUUCUUCUUGCCUCCACUUGUACCAGCAUGUUGCGGACCAUGCCCGGAUCGUUGUGUCCCCAAAAAUAGUUAUGGAAAUGGAAAUGGUAACGGCGAGCACCAGAGAGUUAAUCUACCACCUCAAAAUAGAAGGACUGAGGAUCGCUGUUGUAUAUCACAUUGAUGAUACUUGUGAAGAUUUUCGAGUACUUACCUAGUCUACAGACAGCUGCUUAAGUUUUGUUAACUACGUUGUGAAGAUACCAAAUUGUUGUUGAUCUAUGAAGAAAGUGUUGAGCUUUAAAAUGCUAGUGAAUAUUGUAAUAAGACGAAAUUAUGUAACAUGCAACUUGUGAAUAAAAAAUUCGUUACGUU